ACAUCUGCUGGCCAGAGGAGGGCAUCAAAUCACAUUAUAGGUGGUUGUGAACCACCAUGUGGUUGCUGGGAAUUGAACUCAGGACCUCUGGAAGAAGUCAGUGCUCUUAACAGCUGAGCCAUCUCUCCAGCCCCUUUUUAAUCUUUUAAAAAAUUUAUUUACCUUUAUUUUAUGUGCAUUGGUGUUUUGCCUACAUGUAUGUCUAUGUGAGAGUGUAAUAUCUUUACGUUAACUGACAGUUCUAAACUGUUAUGUGGGUGCUGAAAUUUGAACUCGAGUCCUCUGGAAGACCAAUCAGAGCCCUUCACAGCUGAGCCAUUUCUCCAGCCUCUUCGAGAAAAAUCUUAAACCAUACUGCUCUAGAAUUCAAGAGACGGCUGAGGAUAACCUAAGUACCUGGGAUCCUGCUGCCUAUAUUUCCCAAGUAACUGGUUACAAUUGGGGUGCACCUCCAUGGCCCAAGACGGAUUAGGCGCAUGCGCAGUUUUGGCUAGCUGUCCUGGUUUGGCGCCGCGGGCACUGAAGACUGUGAGAAAUCUCCCGGCGGCGCAGACUAGGCACGCCACUUCCGGUCGGGGCUCCUAACAACGGGGGAGGCCGGUAACCAGGGUGGGGGGGAUGGCGGAGCGGGCUCCAGAGCCCGGGGCGGAGGCAGAGGCGGGCGCAGGCGGGGAGGCGGUGGCAGAGGAGGGCGCGGCAGGCAGAAAGGCACGGGGCCGGCCGCGGCUCACAGAAUCGGACCGGGCCCGGAGGCGGCUCGAGUCCCGGAAGAAGUACGACGUACGGCGCGUGUACCUGGGCGAGGCGCACGGCCCCUGGGUGGACCUGAGACGCCGCAGCGGCUGGAGCGACGCCAAACUCGCCGCCUACCUCAUUUCGCUGGAGCGUGGCCAGCGAAGCGGCCGCCACGGGAAGCCUUGGGAGCAAGUCCCCAAAAAGCCAAAGCGGAAGAAAAGGCGGCGGCGCAAUGUGAACUGCCUGAAGAAUGUGGUGAUCUGGUAUGAGGACCACAAACACCGCUGCCCAUAUGAGCCGCACCUGGCUGAACUUGACCCCACCUUCGGCCUUUACACAACGGCCGUGUGGCAGUGUGAAGCUGGACACCGCUACUUCCAGGACCUGCACUCCCCGCUCAAACCCCUCAGUGAUUCAGAGCCUGACAGUGACAAAGUGGGCAACGGCCUGGUGGCUGGCAGCUCUGACUCAUCCAGCUCCAGCUCCAGCUCUGACUCGGAGGAGCCUCCUGAGGCCCAGCCAGCCCAAGCCUCCGCUGCUGCUGCUGCUGCUGCUGCUGCUGCUGCUGCUGCUGCUGCUGCUGCUGUCGUCACCCCCACCAGCCCCACAGGCAGCAGUGGGCUUAUCACUCAGGAAGGAGUUCAUAUCCCCUUUGAUGUCCACCACGUGGAGAGUCUGGCCGAACAGGGCACCCCUCUGUGCCAAAACCCUGCAGGCAGUGGGCCUGAGGCCCUAGAGACGGUAGUGUGUGUGCCGGUGCCCAUGCAAGUGGGCACUGGCCCUGGCACCCUCUUUGAGAACAUGCCCCAGGAGGCACUGGGUGAGGUGGUGGCCAGCUGCCCAGUGUCAGGCAUGGUGCCUGGCUCCCAGGUGAUCAUCAUUGCUGGUCCUGGCUAUGACAGUCUCACAGCCGAGGGCAUCCACCUCAAUGUGGCUGCUGGCAGUGGCACUCCCAGCAGCGGCCUGGGUGAGGAGGUAUCCUGUGCCAUGAUGGAGGGCGUGGCAGCCUAUACACAGACGGAGCCCGAGGCCACCCAGCACAGCACCAUGGACACCACCUCUAUAGCCAGCAUCGAGACGAAGAAAGAGAAGGAGGACCUGUAUAUGCUCAAGGAGGAGAAAGAGGACGCGGUGGCCCCACAGCUGACAGAGCUGGCAGCUGCCAUGCCUGAGAACACAGAGGCAGAAGCAGAUGUGGAUGGAGAGGAACUGGACGGCAGUGACAUGUCAGCCAUUAUCUAUGAGAUUCCUAAGGAGCCCGAGAAGAGACGGCGGAGCAAGCGGUCACGGGUGAUGGACGCUGAUGGCCUGCUGGAGAUGUUUCACUGUCCCUACGAGGGCUGCAGCCAGGUGUAUGUGGCUCUCAGCAGUUUCCAGAACCACGUCAACCUCGUGCACCGAAAGGGGAAGACCAAAGUGUGCCCCCACCCUGGCUGUGGCAAGAAGUUUUAUUUAUCCAACCACCUGCGACGUCACAUGAUCAUCCAUUCAGGCGUCCGAGAGUUCACCUGUGAGACCUGCGGCAAGUCUUUCAAGAGGAAGAACCACCUGGAGGUGCACAGGCGAACACACACCGGGGAGACACCCCUGCAGUGCGAGAUUUGUGGGUACCAGUGCCGGCAGCGCGCGUCGCUCAAUUGGCACAUGAAGAAGCACACAGCCGAGGUGCAGUACAACUUCACGUGCGAGCGUUGCGGAAAGCGCUUCGAGAAGCUGGAAAGCGUCAAGUUCCACACACUCAAAAGCCACCCGGACCACAAACCCACCUGACCUGCCCACGCCCACGGACCUCAGCCUCUAUUUAUUUGUACUCUUGGACAUUAUGUCCAGAUCUGUCAGAGCCCGAGACACCCACUGGGGCUGCCCCAACCGCAGGCCGGAAGGAGGCAUUCCCCACUCUCCCCUGGGCAGGUGCCC
Acomys russatus (golden spiny mouse) is the source of this 2652-nucleotide messenger RNA. RefSeq names its product zinc finger protein 653 (gene Znf653). Gene Ontology annotation, biological process: regulation of transcription by RNA polymerase II. Gene Ontology annotation, cellular component: nucleus. The record is from RefSeq and is a predicted model, not a curated record. Lineage: Eukaryota; Metazoa; Chordata; Mammalia; Rodentia; Muridae. Gene Ontology annotation, molecular function: transcription coregulator activity.